Molecule: messenger RNA, 884 nt
Organism: Drosophila suzukii
Lineage: Eukaryota; Metazoa; Arthropoda; Insecta; Diptera; Drosophilidae
Product: fatty acid hydroxylase domain-containing protein 2
Biological process (GO): sterol biosynthetic process
Cellular component (GO): endoplasmic reticulum membrane
Molecular function (GO): iron ion binding; C-4 methylsterol oxidase activity
Source: RefSeq, a predicted model, not a curated record
UCCGCCAAGACCUCGACCACAAUGGACACCUUGCUGGCUGGCUGGACGCAGUCCGGGGAAUUCCUGCAGGAUCGAUGGAGCUGGCUGCUGGACACCGUGGGCGAGGAUUCGUGGCGCCUCUGGGUGGUUGGCAGCACGAUGGUCAUCUUCGCAGUGUACUGGCUCUACGCCGGCAUCUUCACCCUGAUGGACAUCACGAAUAGACCGCGAUUCCUGCGCAAAUACAAGAUCCAACCGGGCCAGAAUGAGCCAGUAGAUCUGGCCAGGCUGUGGGCUGCCGUCAAGGUGGUGCUGUUCAAUCUGACGGUGGUCAACUUCCUGGCCUGCUGGGCAAUCUACGAGCUGGUCUACAGAACGGAGAACAGCGGGGACAUCCGGGUGCUGCCCACCUUCCGGCGAUCGCUGCGGGAUGUGGCCAUCUUUGUGGUCCUGGAGGAGAUCAUGUUCUACUAUGCCCACCGACUGCUGCACCACAGGUCGGUGUACAAAUAUGUCCACAAGAAGCACCACGAGUGGACGGCUCCCAUUGCCGCCAUCACGCUGUAUGCCCAUCCGGUGGAGCAUGUGGUGGCCAAUCUGCUGCCGGUGGCCACCUCCAUUGCCCUCCUGGGCACCCAUGUGGCCCUGGCCUAUGUGAUCUUCGCCCUGGCCAUAGUCAACUCGAUGAGCGACCACACGGGCUACAGCUUCCCCUGGUCGGCGGGAUCGGUGCGGUUCCACGACUACCACCAUGCCAAGUUCAACUACAACUAUGGAGUGCUCGGUCUGCUGGACAAACUGCAUGGCACUUAUCGCACUCCCGCGGAUCAAAAAAAGGUUCCUGUGUCCAGGAUAAGGAAUUCUAAGAAGAAGUCUAAGUAAUCCAAGCGUCUGAUUUAUUUGUU